This is a messenger RNA of Dendrobium catenatum, 1920 nucleotides long. RefSeq names its product lysine histidine transporter 2. Bases 247 to 1572 code for a protein of 441 amino acids. The transcript is spliced from 7 exons. Lineage: Eukaryota; Viridiplantae; Streptophyta; Magnoliopsida; Asparagales; Orchidaceae. The record is from RefSeq and is a predicted model, not a curated record. Gene Ontology annotation, cellular component: plasma membrane.
CCUCGUCUAGGUUUUUGCGAGCUGUGAUUCUAAAAAUGGUAAUCUCCACCGCUACAUAAGCAAGACCGGAGGCCUGAUGGCAAUGGGUUAGUGGAGGAGAAGAAGGAAAGAGACUCCUCGCCUCAUUGGCAGAUAUUCUUCUUCUUCUUUUUCAUCGAUCGAGCUUUCUUCGUUUACUGUUCAUUCAAGAUUGUCCUUCCUCCUUCCCCGUUCAGUUCGUUGCUAUCGGAUUCAAUCGAGGUUGAAAUGGAGCUUGAGGAUAAGGAGACGCAGGUACAGAAGGCGAAGGUGCUGGAUGACUGGCUUCCGAUUACUUCGUCCAGGAAUGCUAAAUGGUGGUACUCGGCUUUCCACAAUGUGACGGCCAUGGUUGGUGCUGGUGUUCUCAGCUUGCCCUACGCGAUGUCGCAUCUUGGAUGGGGUCCUGGAAUCACUGUCAUGAUUCUGUCAUGGAUCAUCACCCUUUACACCUUGUGGCAAAUGGUGGAGAUGCACGAAAUGCCAGAUAGGGCGCCAGGGAAACGUUUUGACCGUUACCAUGAGCUUGGGCAGCACGCUUUCGGCGACAAACUUGGGCUCUGGAUUGUUGUUCCCCAACAGCUUAUAGUCGAAGUUGGGGUCGACAUUGUGUACAUGGUCACAGGGGGCAAAUCUCUCAAGAAGUUCCAUGACCUUGUUUGCCCAGACUGCAGUAACAUUAGACUGUCUUACUUUAUCAUGAUCUUUGCUUCUAUUCACUUUGUUCUUGCCCAGCUCCCCAACUUCAACUCAAUCUCUGGCGUUUCCUUGGCUGCUGCUGUCAUGUCUCUCAGCUAUUCGACCAUUGCUUGGGCUGCAUCUGGAGCGAAAGGGAAGCAGCCAGAAGUGCACUAUGACUUAACUGGAAAGAACAACGCUGAUAACGUUUUCAAUUUCUUUAAUGCUCUAGGAGAUGUUGCUUUUGCCUAUGCAGGCCACAAUGUUGUUCUAGAGAUCCAAGCAACAAUCCCUUCCUCGCCUGAUAAGCCAUCCAAGAAGCCUAUGUGGAAGGGAGUCAUUGUUGCAUACAUUAUAGUUGCAAUCUGCUACUUACCAGUCGCUUUUGUUGGGUAUUAUGUUUUUGGAAAUAAUGUUGAUGAUAAUAUUCUUAUCACCCUUGAAAAGCCCAAGUGGCUGAUUGCUGCAGCUAAUAUGUUCGUUGUGAUCCAUGUUAUUGGGAGCUAUCAGAUUUAUGCCAUGCCUGUAUUCGAUAUGAUCGAGACGGUUUUGGUAAAGAAACUCGAUCUCCCACCGGGCAUAGCCCUCCGCUUGAUUGCAAGGAGUCUAUAUGUUGCCUUUACAAUGAUUGUUGCAAUCUGCAUCCCUUUCUUUGGUGGCUUGCUUGGUUUCUUUGGAGGAUUUGUAUUUGCCCCAACCACAUAUUUUCUCCCUUGCAUCAUGUGGCUUGCUAUCAAAAAGCCUAAAAGGUUUGGCUUGUCCUGGUCCAUCAACUGGAUCUGCAUCAUUCUGGGAACAAUGCUGAUGAUUCUUGCACCAAUUGGAGGGCUCAGGUCAAUCAUCCUCAGUGCCAAGAGCUACAAGUUCUUCUCAUGAACUUCACUUAAUGGAAAUGAUAGCAAGGUUCUUUCUCUUAAGGGCCUCGUGCUUGCCUACCCAGCAUGUCUAUAACUACUAAUAUGCUAUAUGAAGUUGUCUCUUAAUCUUCAUUGUGUAGGAAAAAAAGAUUUCGUUGCUACUUAAGGUGGAUAACCUAAUUAUGUUUUCUCAAGUAUUUGUGCUCCUAAGACCAUUUUUUUAUACCAUGAUAAUGAUAGGGUCGUACAGACUCACUGAAGCAAAUGUAUGUUGGUAUAAAUUUUAUCUUUAUUCCUGCUGCAAGUAUGGCUGUGUUAUGUGUAUGUGAUUUCCUGCUACAAUUUAAUUCAUUUUUAUUUGUGUGUA